AUCCACCUGUUCACAUCUCUCAGGCACCGAGAGGGACCACAUUUAUCCACAUUUACUCCUCUGGCCGAUUCAUCUACCUGGGACUUUAAGGAAAGAGCAAGUGCAAAGUAAGGGAGGAACAUGGAGCCUCUUCCACUUCUCUCACUGUUCCUAAUGGCAGUUGUCCAUUUAGAGCCGAGCAGAUCUCAGGAGGGGGUUCAGAGCCGCAUUGCUGGGGGAGAGAACGCGACUCCAGGAAAGUUCCCGUGGCAGGUCAGCCUGAGAUACAAUGGUCGGCACGUGUGUGGUGCAUCUCUCAUCAGCUCAAACUAUAUCCUCACAGCAGCUCACUGCUUCCCCUCAGACCACUUAAUGAGUGAUUACAAGGUGUACCUGGGGGUCCUUCAACUGGAAGUCCCUACCUUAGACUCCCAAUUAUUAAGCCUGAAGGAAAUAAUAAUCCACCCUUCCUACUCGCAUGACACUUCCACUGGUGAUGUGGCACUCGCUGCCCUGGAUCCCCCCGCAACCUUCUCCAACGUAGUCCAACCCAUUCCGCUCCCUGAUGAGAAUGUUCAGUUCCCUAUUGGAAUGAACUGUCAAGUCACCGGUUGGGGCAAUAUCCAACAAGGAGUAAGUCUCCCAGGAUCAAAGACGCUGCAGGUUGGAAAUGUGAAAAUUAUCAGCAGACAGACCUGCAAUUGUCUCUAUCACAUUAAUCCUUCAUCAGACUCACUGGGUUCUGUCCAACAAGACAUGAUCUGUGCGGGGUCGGCAGCAGGGAGUGUGGACGCUUGUCAGGGGGAUUCCGGGGGGCCUCUCACCUGUACAGUGAAUAAUCAGCCCUACCUGGCGGCGGUGGUUAGUUGGGGAGAUGAAUGUGGAGCACCAAACAGGCCUGGAGUCUAUAUCCUAAUCUCUCUGUAUAGCAGUUGGAUCAGGAGCAUUGACCCCAGUGCAACAGUCCAGUACUUCACAGUGGACAUUCCGUCCGACCCACAGAACAACAGCGGCUGCGUUGGUGCCGACGGACAGUUUUAUCCCAACCCUAAUGGAGCCUCCAUCUUUCUCGUGACCUUUGCUGCGCUGCCUUUCUAUUGGUUAACGACCUAUAUCCUGAGCGACUUCUAAAGACUGGGGCAUAAGCCACAUGGACCUAUGGGAAGGCCUCGGCCUGUCGUUAUAUUGGGGCACAGCCCAGACUGAAGGUGCUGGAUAUGUCCCAUUUUAUGUUUCUCUAUAUCACAACACAGAUUUACUGUUUGAUCAACAGCCAAUAAAAUCUCCAUA
Xenopus laevis (African clawed frog) is the source of this 1269-nucleotide messenger RNA. RefSeq names its product serine protease 8 S homeolog (gene prss8.S). NCBI's taxonomy places the organism in Eukaryota, Metazoa, Chordata, Amphibia, Anura, Pipidae. The record is from RefSeq and is marked provisional. Gene Ontology annotation, molecular function: serine-type endopeptidase activity; peptidase activity; hydrolase activity. Gene Ontology annotation, biological process: proteolysis.